GGCAACCUCCAGAGGGAUGCCUCUCCUCUCCUCCACAGAGAUGGAAACGAGGAGGGAUCUGGCCAGGGCUUGAGGUCAGCGCGAGGGCUGCUGGGUGGGAGGCAGUAGAAGCGGCGGGAGAGCGGGGCAGGCAGCAUGGGCCCUUUGGCUUUCCUCCUGCCCCUGCUCUGCUUCGGCGGGGCCCUGAACGAGACGGGGCUGGAGCUGGGAGAGCUCGAGGAGGAGGAGGGCCCCGCCGCCUUCUUCCGCCCCUCGGAGCCGCACCCGGGGCUCUUUGCAGCGGCGUCCUCCGUGCCCUCCUUCCGAGGCCCCGGCAACGAGGACCGUCGGAGCGACGCAGAGCUGCCGGUGCUGCUGUGGUGGAGCGGGAGCCUCUUCCCGCACUUCCCGGGCGACACGCAGCGCAUCGACUGCGCGCGCGGAUCCUGCCUCAGCACCAAGCGGCGCCGGGCGCGAGGCCUGCGCCGGACGCGCGCGCUGCUCUUCUACGGGACGGACUUCCGGGCGUACGAGGCGCCGCUGCCCCGCGCGCCCCACCAGGCCUGGGCCCUCUUCCACGAGGAGUCGCCCAUGAACAACUACCUCCUCUCGCACGCCGCCGGCCUAGCCCUCUUCAACCACACCGCCACCUUCCGCCGAGAGUCCCACUACCCGCUCACCCUCCAGUGGCUGCCCGACCUCCACUACCUGCGCCGCCCGCCCGCCCUGGGCCUCCCGGAGAAGCAGCGCCUCCGCCAGGCCGGCCUCGCCCCGCUCCUCUACGUCCAGUCCCACUGCCACGUCCCCUCCGACCGAGACCGCUUCGCCCAGGAGCUCAUGAAGUACAUCCAGGUGGACUCUUAUGGUAAAUGCCUGAACAAUCGGGAGCUUCCCAGUAUGAGGCUGAGAGACACUUCUACAGCCACUACCGAGGACUCUGAAUUCAUGGCUCUUAUCUCUCAGUACAAGUUUCACUUGGCUAUGGAGAAUGCCAUAUGCCAAGAUUACAUGACAGAGAAACUGUGGCGGCCGAUGCACGUUGGAGCUGUCCCGGUCUAUCGAGGCUCACCUUCAGUACGAGACUGGAUGCCUGAUGACCAUUCCAUCAUUCUCAUUGAUGACUUUGGAAGCCCUAAAGAGCUAGCAGAAUAUAUUGACUUCUUGGAUAGGAAUCCAGAUGAGUACUUGAAAUAUUUAGAGUACAAGAGUCCAGGUGGUAUUAAAAACCAGUUCUUGCUGGAGACUAUGGCAAAGCGUGAAUGGGGAGUGAAUGACAUGACACUGCCUAAUUAUCUGAAUGGAUUUGAGUGCUUUGUCUGUGACAGGGAAAAUGCCAGACUUGAUGCAGAAAGAAACCAUAAGAGGACUAAAGGGAAACUGCCAGCUCCUGAACCUACGAUAGCUGAGUUCACACACAUGGGAUGCCCUCCACCUGCACCUGGAUAUGGAAACAUUGAGGACAUUCCUCCUGGAGACAGCUGGAAAGAAAUGUGGCUAGAAGAUUACUGGCAGGGUCUUGAUCAAGGUGAAGCCCUCACAGCUAUGAUUCACCACAACGAAUCAAAUCAAGACAGAUUUUGGGAUUACAUGCAUAAAAUAUUCAUGAAGCGAACUCAGCAAAACUGACUUUAUACCAGUUAAGUAUUUCCAAAUUAAUCAGAAAAAUGACAGCUAUUCUAAUCCACGUGAAGAUGAAAUGAUAGAAUCAAAGUUGGAAGAGACCUCAUGGGCUAUCCAGUCCAAACCCCAGCCAAUCAUGAUGAACAAAAUACACAGAAUCUUACUAGCACUGAAACCAGAGUUCUUGGAUAUCUUGGAAAGAAUCCUUUAUAUAGUCUUCUAAUUUUGAGACGACGUUUUUAAGGCUCAGAGUCCAAUUUUGUACCAGAUUUUGCUAUUGCAUCAUUUGCUAUUUUUUCAAAUGGUGAAACUCCAUUUUUGGGCCAAAGAAAAACAUUUAGUAUUUUGUCUUUUGAGCAAUGUUUUAUUAAGUAUUAUAUUUAUAUUUUUAUAAAACCACUUUAAACAGUGCCUAACAGACAUGGAAGACAUUUUAAAUAGUUCUCCUUUUCAUAAGUAUUCAACAUUGAUAUGUCAUAAACAGUGAAAACUGGUGCUAAUGCAAAUGAAAACAUUUCAAUAGAAUAAAAGAUUUUUCUGUCCCCAGAUGUGCAUUUUUUUCCAAUUCACAGUCUGGCCUUCUUAUUUUGUUCAUGCUUCCUACUAAUCAGUUGUUCUUUUAGGAAACACUGCGUGAACACCAAGCACAAAGUAGCUGCACGUAAUAACAUCCUGCAGAAACUUACUGGCAGUACAUGGGGUGCAGACCCAAACAUUUUAAGAACAUCAGCCCUGGCCUUGUCUUACUCAACUCCUGAGUAUGUCUGCCCUGUUUGGCACAAGUCUGUUCACGUGAAGCAGGUGAAUAUAGCACUGAACGAAGCAUGCAGAAUAAUCACAGGAUGUCUUAAACCUACAUAUGUUGAUACUCUACAAACUAGCUGGCAUUGCCCCUCGUGAUGUGCGAUGGGAAGUUGCUGCUAACUGGGAGAGAGAUAAGGUUGAAUACUGUGAAAGCCACCCAUUGCAUGGCUAUCAGCCCCCCCCCCCCCCAGCAGACUCAAAUCAAGGAAUAGCUUCAUGAGAACCACCACUCCUCUUCAUGUUCACCCAGCAACAGCAAGGGUAUCCCUGUGGGCAGCUAAACUAGGAAACCCCAUAUGGAUGCCCCCCCCCCGAGGGUUUUUCUCCAGGGGCAAACCAAGAAUGGGCAACUUGGAAGUCCCCGAAGAGACUCAGAAGUGGAGUGGACAGAUCAAAAGACAACCUGGCAAAAUGGCACUACCUAAAAGAAUCCUCCACCUGGUAUGACUGUGGAGGAGAACAAACAACUCCACAUCUGUGUGCUUGUCCACAGUGCUCUGCCUCAUGCACAGAGGAAGAACUGCAGUCACUGUUGCCUGUUUUUGGUCUAAAAUUUAGCCACUUGUGCUUCCUCUAUCAGUUUUAUACUUAUUUAUGCAAUGCUUUUGACAUGAAAUAAAUAAAAAGUUGUUCAGUAAAAUGGAUAA
Molecule: messenger RNA, 3050 nt
Organism: Anolis sagrei ordinatus
Lineage: Eukaryota; Metazoa; Chordata; Lepidosauria; Squamata; Anolidae
Gene: POFUT4
Product: fucosyltransferase 11
Cellular component (GO): Golgi membrane
Molecular function (GO): alpha-(1->3)-fucosyltransferase activity
Source: RefSeq, a predicted model, not a curated record